Nelumbo nucifera (sacred lotus) is the source of this 3048-nucleotide messenger RNA. Lineage: Eukaryota; Viridiplantae; Streptophyta; Magnoliopsida; Proteales; Nelumbonaceae. The record is from RefSeq and is a predicted model, not a curated record.
GUUCCAAGAGAAAUUAGGGUUCUGAAUCCCAGAUUAUUCUGAAGGACAAAACUGCCCUCCCCGUUCUCCACUACUUGUUCGCUUUGGUAAUUCCUUCAAUAAUCGAUGGCAAAUAUGUUGAUGGGCGUUAUCUCUUGUUUCUCGAACGCGAGCGUCGAUCAGGCCUGCCAUAUCACCCGCGCUACCGCAGAAACGCACGAUUCCGUGACCGGCGCCGGAGCCAACUUCUCGAGGUCGAGAUUUGUUGAGAAAGAUAACGCUGUGAUCUACGCAGUGUCAGUAUCAGCCACUAAGAGAGAGAGAGAGAGGAAAAAAAAACUGGUUCGGAGUCUGAAGGAGAAGAAGAUUUAAGGGCAAAGGAAUCUCUGAGUGGAGAGAUUUAGAUUUUCUCCAUGCAAAUAGAUAUUCAAGAGCCUAUGUAUGAACAUGAAAUAGAAGACUCUAGGCCAAAUGUGGGUGGAAAUACGGUGAAUGAUGAAGAAGUGCAUGGAGAAGAUGAACCAGUUUUCAGAUUUCUGACCAGCAAUCUUGCUUUCACAGAAGAGGAUACAGUUUUUGAGCCUUAUAAGGGAAUGGAAUUUGAGUCACAUGAAGAAGCAUAUGCAUUUUAUGAAGAAUAUGCUAGUUACUUAGGAUUCACCGCCAAGAAAAGGAAUACUCGUCGUUCAAGACGAACUGGGACAUUUAUUGAUGCAAAUUUUGCAUGCUAUAGACAAGGAACCAAGCAUACAAAGCAAGGAGUCAUUAAUCCACGACCUACUAAUAAAACAGAUUGCAAAGCAAGCAUGCAUGUGAAGAGAAGGCAGGAUGGAAAGUGGUAUGUACAUAACUUUAUAAAAGAGCAUAACCAUGAGCUUUUGCCAGCUCAAGCAUAUCAUUUUCGAAGCCGCAGGUGCAUGAAUGCUAUUAGCAAGAAGCAUUUAGAAUUUUUAUGUGCUGGCCAAGUACAAACUAGUAAUAUCUGUAAUGCCAUGUCCAAUGAGUGCAAUGGAGACAAAAGUGUUUGUUAUCCAAAGAAAGAUGUCAGAAAUCAUAUAGAUAUAAAAGCAUGUUUGGCUAUAAAACAAGAUGAUAUACAAGCUUUGCUUGAUUAUUUCAUACAUAUGCAACAGGAAAACCCCAACUUCUUCUAUGUAGUUGAUUUGAAUGAUGAGCAGCGCCUGAGGAAUGUUUUCUGGGUUGAUGCUAAGGGAAGACAUGAUUAUUUCAGCUUUGGCGAUGUUGUUUAUUUUGAUACAACAUAUCUUGAAAGAAGAUAUGACUUGCCAUUUGCUCCUUUUAUUGGAGUGAAUAAUCACCUUGAGCCUAUAUUGCUUGGAUGUGCUUUACUUGCAGAUGUCACUGAAUCAACAUUUGUUUGGUUGAUGCAGACAUGGCUUAGAGCAAUGGGUGGAGUAGCUCCAAGAAUGAUAGUUACUAAUCAAGAUAAGGCUUUGAAGGAAUCUGUUGCAGAGAUCUUCCCAUAUGCAUGCCACCAAUAUUGUUUGUGGCAUGUAUUGAUGAAUAUACAUGAGAAACUAAGUCACGUAAUAAAAAGAAAUGAAAAUUUCAUGGAAGAGUUUACUAGAUGCACUUAUAAGUCAUGGACAGAGGAAGAAUUUGAAACUGCAUGGUGGAAAAUGGUUGACUACUUUCAACUUAGGGAGGAUGAUUGGAUUAGAUCAUUGUAUGAUGAUCGUAAGCAUUGGGUACCAGUUUAUAUGAAGGGUACUUCUGCUGUUGGGAUAUCUACUACCAACCGAUCUGACAGUAUUAUCUCUUUCUUUGAUACUUGUGUGCAUCAGAAAACCACUUUGAAAGAGUUUUUAACGCAAUGUAAAGUGAUUCUACAAGAUAGGCAUGACAAGGAAUCUGGAGCAGAUUCUGAAACAUGGCAUGAAAUGCCUCCUUUGAAGUCUCAUUCACCCUAUGAAAAGCAAAUGUCUACAAUCUAUACCUACAAAAUAUUCAGGAAAUUCCAAGAAGAGGUAUUGGGAACGGUUGCAUGCCAUCCUAAAAAAGAGAAAGAAGAUGGAACCCACAUCAUUUUCAGGGUUCAUGACUUUGAAGCACAAGAAGAGUUCACAGUGACAUGGAACAAAACGAAGUUGGAGGUGUCUUGUCUAUGUCGUUUAUUUGAAUAUAAAGGCUUUCUUUGUAGGCAUGCAAUGGUUGUUCUGCAAUUUUCAGCUUUGACUGAAAUCCCAUCCACGUAUAUUCUUGAACGGUGGACUAGAGAUGCAAAGAACAGGUAUAGAACAAGACAAAGAUCAGAGGAAUUGGGAUCUAGGGCACAACGCUGUAAUGAUUUGUGUCAACGAGCCCUUAAAUUGGGUAUAGAGGGAUCGAUAUCUCAAGAGAGUUACACUAUUGCAGUUUUUGCAAUUGAAGAGGCUAUUAGAAAAUGUGCAGUAGUAAACAACCCUGUAAAGUUUUCUGUGAACCCCAGCACAUCUGUAACUUGGGAUGGUUUUGGCACUGAACAGACCAUGCAAUAGGUGGUAUACCCAAUUAAAACUAGGCAAUAGAGAGGCUGCAAAGGUAAAAAGGCACGAAUUGCCUGAUUAGUACAUUUCAAUUAUAUCAAUCAAGCAUUAUAUACCAUAUAUUAUUAUAAUUCUUAGACUGUAUUUUCAUGCAUGCAGAGACAAAUAAGCCAGGUGACACAACACCUACUGGUAAUGGUUAGCAUUGGCACACAAUGGAAAUGUAAGGCAUAUAUACAUGCUAUUUAUAAUCAUGAUUAGAAAUUCUGUAUCUCCAUAUGGUAUAGUAAACAUAGUUUUAUUUCUUUUAUUGGGAUUUACAUUUGUUGUAGGAAUAACUGGUUCAAGUCCUGCCAACUUGCUACCGUGGCACUCAAUGGGGCAGGCUAUGAAUAUGAAACUAAGAUGGUUAGGCGUCCACAUUGUGACUGAACAUAGAUAGAGUGAUGACUCAAUACUUCUACGUGUAUCUUGUUUCAUAAAAUACUGUACUUACAGAAGGAAAAAGAUGGUAAAAGAAAAUAAUUGAAAAGAUUGUUCCGAUAAUUACAACGUUGCUCAUAUUUGCCUUCUCAUUUAUUUA